Limanda limanda (common dab) is the source of this 2831-nucleotide messenger RNA. RefSeq names its product inter-alpha-trypsin inhibitor heavy chain H3-like. The transcript is spliced from 25 exons. The record is from RefSeq and is a predicted model, not a curated record. The coding region runs from base 37 to 2745 and encodes 902 amino acids. Lineage: Eukaryota; Metazoa; Chordata; Actinopteri; Pleuronectiformes; Pleuronectidae.
GAAGACUUUUUCAGCUUUCUGGUGGGUGAGGUUAUCAUGGAGAGAGCUGUGUUUAAAGUCACCUCUUUGCUGCUGCUGCUGGCUUUGGUUACCACUCUGCCAACCAAGGAGGACUGGGACAUCCGCAGCUUUCACAUCAACUCCACAGUGACCAGUCGUUAUGCCACCACUGUCAUUACAAGCCGUGUGGCCAAUCGCAUGGAGGAGUCCAAGGAAAUAGAGUUCCACGUCCGGAUUCCCAAGAAUGCCUUCAUCAGUAAAUUCAACAUGUUUAUUGAUGGGCAGCUGUACGAUGGUGCUGUGAAAGCAAAGGAGCAAGCUCAGCAAGAGUACACUCAGGCUGUGUCCCGUGGCCAGAGCGCUGGGAUUGUCAGUUCUGUUGGGAGGACCCUGGAGGAAUUUAAGACUUCUGUGACUGUGGCUCCUCACAAAAAGGUGACCUUUGAACUCACAUACGAGGAGCUGCUGAAACGUCGGAUCGGCCAGUACAAGCUGCAAAUCCACGCUCGCCCCAUGCAGCCUGUUAAAGACUUCAAGGUUGAUGUGCAUAUUCACGAGAAAGCCGGCAUCAGUUUCAUUAAAGUUCAAGGAGGACUGAGCACCAAGGACCUGGCUCAUGCCAUCACCAAAACACAUGCAGAUAAAGAGGCGUGGGUACAUUUCUACCCCACUGAGGACCAACAGAAAACAUGUGACAGCUGUGGAGAGCAGGGUAUGAAUGGAGAUCUGGUUGUUGUGUAUGAUGUGAACAGAAACGCCUCGUUUGGAGACAUUAAGAAAAGUUCAGAUGGGUACUUUGUUCAUCACUUCGCUCCAUCUAAUCUUACCCGAAUAUCCAAGAACGUCGUCUUCAUUAUUGAUCAAAGUGGUUCCAUGCAUGGCAGAAAAAUUGAACAGACGAGAUCAGCAUUACUCCAAAUCUUAAGUGACCUGGCAGGAGACGACUACUUUGGUCUCAUCACCUUUGACCGCGAAAUCUUUCACUGGAAACGAGAACUUGUUCAGGCCAGCCAGGAAAACCUGGGAAGUGCCAAAGCAUUUGUAAAACGUAUAAACGAUAGAGGAGCCACGGACAUUAACCUGGCAGUGUUGGAAGGAGCCCGUAUGCUGAAUGCAAAUCCCAGAGAAGGUUCAGCAUCGAUCCUGAUACUUCUCACUGACGGAGACCCAACUUCAGGUGUGACAGAUCUGGGAAGAAUAAAGUCAAAUGUAAAGGAGGCCAUUGCAGGCAAAUUCCCACUCUACUGUCUUGGUUUUGGUUAUGAUGUCAACUUUGAGUUCCUGAAGACGAUGUCGCUGCAGAACGAUGGUGUGGCGAGGCGGAUCUAUGACGACUCUGAUGCUGAUAUACAGCUGAGGGGUUUCUAUGUAGAGGUGGCCACUCCUCUGCUGACAGAUGUGACAAUGAUAUAUUUGGGUGGGACCAAUUUAACCCAGACAAACUUCAGCCAGUAUUAUGAUGGCUCUGAGAUCGUGGUGGCCGGUCAGAUCCCUGACAACAACGUUGAAACCUUUAUUCCACAAGUUGUGGCCAUCUCUCGGAAUAGCAAGGUGACAUUUUCGGAAACAAACAUCGCUGACAUAGUGUCUGACGACCACAUCCAGAGGGUUUGGGCCUACCUCACAGUCAAACAGCUUCUGGAGAAAGAGCUGCAGUUGUCUGGACCGGAGAAGGACAAGGUGAAGGAGGAGGCCUUGGAGCUGUCGCUGAAGUACAGCUUUGUGACCCCACUUACAUCCAUGGUGGUGACCAAGCCUCAGGGAGAGAGCACAGAUGUGCUCCAUAAACCAAAGGAAGGUGGGACAGACACAAACCCACAGAGGGGUUCUGGAAGUGUUUCUGCAGGACGUUAUGGAGGAGGAUAUUCUCAUAGCGUUCACAUUCCAGGACCAACUCAAUCUCCUUGGCUAUCUAGAAGAAGACAACAUCAUCCUAUGCAUUUUGGAAGAGGACACCCUCGUCCUACUAUGGUCUCUGGAAGAAGACACCCUCGUCCUACUAUGGUUUCUGGAAGAACUGCUCUCCUCCUAGAUUACGGUCACACAGAGGUUUUAACGAGAGAUUUGGUGAUGAUGGAAGCAGUUCCUGUCCCAGUGCUCCCUCGUCCUACUAUGGUCUCUGUAGAAGCUCCUCUUUCUCGCAGGUUUUUGCUGGAAGCUGAAAAUCAGUCUAUUCCACUGUGCUUUGACAUCACUGGAAAUGUACAACUUAAACUACUUCACAGUCCCAGCAGGGAGCUGUCUGUGAAUGGUGAGCUGGACUCAGUUGCAGGUGGGGGCUUCACAAAGAUCGUCAUCCAUGUCAAACCUGACCUGUACAUUGACAUUGACGUCAAUGAAAUCCUUGUACGAGAUGGACAGACACUGACACGCCACACUGGAGAGGAGCAAAUCACAGCUGGAAGUGUGACGGUGAUUAAACGGAACAAGGAAGUGGAUGUCGCUACUGGGGACAUACGAAUUGUCAUCUUACUUCAUGAGAGACACGGUGAAAAAUUCCUGUGGCCGGUUUUAAGGCAACAUCCACCUGACAACAACGCUGAAGGAAUUUUAGCUCUAAAACCUGCGGUUUAUGAGGAGCUGCAGCAAACUCCCUCUUCCAGGCUUAUGAUCAAUGGGCAGGAGGUCGAUGUGGACAGAUCCGAUGCUGUUGACUACAGUAUUGUCCGUCCCCCUAAACGGGGUUGCUGGCUUGUCUCUGCUGAUGCUGCCCUGCAGAGACCCCUGGAUGACUUCAUUGUCUAACAGCUUUAAGUGAGAGCGACGCUGUAUCUCUUGAGAAGAUCAUCCACCUGUGAUACUCAACAUAAAGGAAUAAAUAGUGUCCCAGA